Molecule: messenger RNA, 5025 nt
Organism: Porites lobata
Lineage: Eukaryota; Metazoa; Cnidaria; Anthozoa; Scleractinia; Poritidae
Source: the annotation of a GenBank genome assembly
CGAUCACAGUCGGUGGUGCACGUUCCACGAUCAAGCUCACUGUGGUAGUUACUCCGGACGUUCACAAAUAAUCUAUAACCUUCUGAGAACAAGAAGCAGGUUAGUCCUAAAACAAAACAACGAUAGAAACGAAAUAAUAAAUCUGUUUUUACUCAUAUCCUGGCAGUUUUGACGGGGAUUUCAUUGUUAGUCAGGCCACAAUGAAUCGAGCGAUCGAUGGUCUCAGAGUACUGGUUUUAAAUAGUCAGAGUUAUAAUUAUUCGUUGUUUAUUUCUAGGCUCAUGAAGCCAGAACGUCCGCUCAUCCCUUAAAAACCUCGAACUUAAAGUUAAUAGGGCACUUUUUAUAUUUUGUUUUAUUGUUCUAUCUGUGUUAAAAUACACAUAUUUUCUUGCGAUCUCUGCAGUGGCCAAGCGCGUACACAGGCGAAUAUUCUUACAUUUUUUUUCUAAAACCUUUAGAAACGCAAACAGUAGGUCAUAGAGAGACGAAGACACUGGUUAUAAGGCGCUUACUGAAGGAUCUUACAUCGGGAGGAACAAAUAUAGCACGAUCCGUAAAGGUAUGCGUUCUAGAUCUUUGGCCUAAAAUAACAUGCACUCUAGAAUUUUAAAAAUAUGUUGUCAAUGUAGAUUAGAUUUUGAACAGUCACGAAAAAAGAAAUGCUCGCAAUAGCGUGAAAUACUCAUAGCAAUAAUAAUAAAUAGUUCAAUAGGAAAUCCAAAACGCGUCCAGUACUUAACAAUUAUUGGACGAGGUUGAGCAAAAUAUCGUGAUUUGUCAGUGGCGAGUUGCCUAGUCCCUGUAAGGCGUUUUCCCAGUCUCUAUUGGUCAAUUUACUUCAGUGACGUGUCGGAGGCGAACGGACGGGAAACAUGUUCGCUUGGACCACGUGACCCGAAACGCUUUGGCCGCGCAGCCGGAAUAAUGUAGACUACGAGUAGUCCCCCAUUUUUCCUCAAGGGAUAGUAGAGCGAGCGAAACGCGAGCGCGCGUGAAAAUCACCCCACGUGAGAAAAGGCGACACUCGGCGUGUCGCCUUUUCUCGCGUGGGGUGAUUUUCACGCGCGCUCGCGUUUCGCUCACUCUACUAUCCCUGAGGAAAAAUGGGGGACUACUCGUAGUCUAGAAUAAUGAGGCCUAGGGACUAAGAAAAGAGGCGAGCAGAUCAAUUAUUCGCCGAAGCCGCUGUUUUGCGAUAUAAACGGAGUACAAUAAUUGUUUUAUCAUUCGAUCACCGAAGUUGUUUUUUAAUGAAUAUCCUCGGAAGCGAAGCGAUCUGCCAUUUCACACAAGAGUGAUCGCAAGAAGGAGAAAAAGCGUGGUUUCGUUUACGCAUACGCAGAAUAUUAUUUGCAGCCAGACAUUUAUUUGCAGCCACGACGUUGCGCAUCAGCAGACCAUUAUUAGACCAGCUUUUAGCAUAAUUUUGAUGGCAAUAAUGAGACUUUGUACUUUUUAUUGUCUUACCUAGCGUUUAUAUUGUUUAGUAUAGUUUUAAUUUAGUGUCAGGUCUCGUCUGAAAACCACCCGUGGGUGAUAGCGACUUCCUGUGUAAAGAUUUUUCAAGUAAUUAAUCAUUUGUAAGCAGUUAUUUGCGGGUCACGUGGUGGGCUCUCGGCCAAUGGAAAGAAAGAAAAAUGAAUGAUGAUUAAACUUUCCUCUUUUUGAUACUUUGUGGUUAAAAAGAAUGUCCCAAGUUGUAUUGAGUGACCAAUACCUUUUGCUGGUGGAAUAUUGGAAACGGGGAUUAAGGACAGAGCGGUAGGGACUGCGGAUCAAUGGUAGUUGUUGAUAGGUUUCAGUUUUGUCGAAUUGGAAUGUCUUGUUUUGUUUGAAAUUUGGGGCCUUUACGUACAGACCUCACGAUCUAACAAAAAAAAAAAACAACGUUAAAGUGGCGAGGAUGUCACGAGGAUAUUGCUAUGCUGAAGUCAUAAUCUAGGCCUGUUUUUCCUGUUUCAAACGUCAUGCUGCUGUCGUUCUAAGCGGGCUCGAAUUCACCACGACUCUAGCACGAAUGUAUCGAAUUUAACUCAGUCGAAUAAAAGAGCUGUUGCAUAAAACAAUAUUUAAAAAUAAAAGGCGGUUUAGUGAAGUCCUGAGUAAAUAUAGUAUUCUAAUGUAUUUUUAAUAAAUUUAUGAAUUGAGUUCGGUAUGGCAGUAGCACAAUGUAUGAAACCGAGUCGUACUACUGCCGUGUGGCACGGCAAAGUGCUUAAGUCGACGGGAUUUCAUUCCAUCAAUUGAGUUCGGCACAGCAGUAGCACAACGUUUGAAACAGGAAUUAGUGCCUUUAGCCAUACACAAAAUACUCUUGUGGAGUUGUGAAGAAGUCAUGAAACAAAUUUCACCAGGAACAACUACCCAUAAUAUUGUCUUUGGUGACUUUUUCAAGUAUGACACAAAAACCUCAAAAAAGUUGGGUUUCAGUCCGUGUCAUCCUUGCCAUCUGUAGCCACAAAUGACAGAAAACAGUCGAUUCCUAAAUAUAGUCUCAGAUGAAAAACUUGAACCGUUAUGUUUAGAAUUCGAGUGAUGCGCAGACACGUUUUACCUUUCCAAGGAGACAGCAAAUAGCGUUCCAUAGCUCCUUUAAUCGUAGACUCCUUAUUGGUAAAACGGCAAAAUACUUGCACGGCUGUUUUAGUCGGACGCAAUGAUUAUUCGUCAAAACAAUCUCAUCACGGAUCACUUCAAGCCAUUAAGCCCCGUGUAAUUUAAAUAAAUAUUUCAAGAACAAUCUUGACUGAUUCCUUUUAAACAGGACUUUUGCCACCCUUCUAGAUCCAACCUGUCCCUUUGUGAGGAAUAAAGAAACAACAAAUGAAUACGACAGACAAACAACCUAAAGAGGGUCUGGGGACGACUAAAGAACCAGACAUCGAAGAUUUUAAAACUACCGAAAAUCAAACGAAGGGUACAGUAGCUGCUCUAAAAGGUAACGGUCAUUUUGAAGAAGGACGUUUUAAAGAGGCGGUCAAAUUAUACACAGAAGCUCUCGAGGCAAGCAAAGAGGUCCAAAAUCCAGACCCGCGGUUGCUUAUCAAUCGAGCAACUGCUCUCCUUAGACUAGAAAACUAUGAAGAAUGUCUUCAAGAUUCCGAUGAGUAUAUCCACAUGCUGCCAAACUGCUGGAAAGGACACAUAAGGAAAGCAUUGGCUCUAAAGGGGCUCAAAAAAGCACUCCUGUCUGCAUGCUCUGCAGCCAUUGCAUACUACCACGACGCCGAUCGUUGUCGAAGAUAUGAAGCCUUCCAUAACGCUUUUAAAGAUACAGAGAACAUCUGGGCGGCGAUAGGCUCUUCUGAAUCCUUGAGGAAUACUUUAACACGAAAUGAUAAUCCAUUUGCAAAAAAGAAAAUUCUUUUGUUGCAAGGUGCAAAGUAUGAGGUAAGCCAAGUUCCACGGCUCAAGCUGUACACCAGUCUGGUGGCUCUAACAAAAGACCAACCUGCCAUGUUCAGGACUGAAUUACUUUACAUCAGUAGCAAUUGCUGUUUUGAGAACAUUAACUUUGAAACGAAAGAUGGUGUGCUCGUUCCGCCUGGAGUGAAGGCAGAAUUUGAUCGAUGCAAGUUUCAUUGCGCUUCAUCUGAAAAACCGGCCAUUCAAGUCGGAGGGACAGCUUCUUUCGUUAAGUGUGAAAUAAGCAACAGCAAAGGUGGUGGAAUAAUAGUGGGUGGGGGACCAAACGCUCUGGCUUCUUUCAAAAAAUGCCGCGUUUUUGGAAACGGAGCCACGCCUAGAUAUUCGUCCGGCAUAAGAGUUUACGAGAAUGGGACUGCAGUUGUCCAGGACUGUGUAAUUUACGGAAACUCAGAAGGUAUACACAUCUAUGGAAGCCCACAAUACGUCUUGCCCAAGGAAGUCAAAGUAACUGGGUGUGAAAUUUAUGACAACAAAUUCGAGGGUAUUAUCGUGGUUGGUGCUCCGAAUGCGCUCGCUUCAUCCGUGACAAUCCAAGAGAACAAGAUCUACCAGAAUGGUGGAUAUGGUGUUCGCGUAUCACUUUGUGUCAAUGAUCUACUUUUUCAAAGGAAUAUAGUAUUUGAAAAUGCCUGGUGGGGAAUUUGGGUGCAGUGCAACUCGGGUGGCAAGUACAAAGGCAACCAGAUUUGUAACAAUAAGAUGGGAGGAUUAAGAGCUGGCAAGCAAAGUCCAGAAAAGAUAGCCUGUGUAAUAGAGAAUAACGUUAUCCAUGACAACGGUGGGCCGGCCUUUCACGAAGAAUUGCGAUAUUUCGAAGGAUAUGCGUUCCCGGUUCAGUUGCAAGACACCAUUGAAAGACAGUAUGUAGAAAAACAUAUGAAACUGUUCGGAUUCCGUGAAGGAGUGGAAUUGCCCAUGGGAUCAGACGUUCCUCUUCCCGUCAUGGUGACAGCAAGUUUUAAGUCCAACAAUCAGUGUUUUCAGAACGGAAUUGAGCGAGACCAAUCGAAACAGUCCACAUGCCAGUCAAAGUGUUCCUUUUGCUUUCGAUUAGAUGUGGAGUUAGAGUUUUGUGAUCAUUGCGGUGUAACCAUGUAUUGUGGAAAGGAAUGCCAGGCAUUGCAUUGGAAAAGGCACAAGUACGUCUGUCAAGCUGCUGGUCAAAGAAAUUUCAUCGACGUUUGCAUCCCGAUAGAUCAGCCGCCUCCCAUUCAUUCCCGCGUUUCUUCCCUUCAUCCGGGUCUUGAGUCCACAAACCCAACCUCUCCAUCUCCUCCGCCUAAAGAUGGAGGGCGUUUCAUUGUAAAAUUACAAACACACGAUGGAUGCGUGAAUGCCCAAACAUUUGACUCCAAAGGAUACACCAGCAAUGAUUUCGAUCCACAAAAGGCCACCGUAAUUGUGUACGAUCAAAGCCGUUCUGUCGAGUUCGAAAUUUCGGAUAGACCAAAAAUUUAUUAUAUAAUUCUCGAGUAUGGAAUUCUGGGAGCUAGCCUGUACCUCAGCAAGAAAUUGUACUGCUGGGCAGCUUUCAAAGACGACGAAACGCUUCGAAUUUUUACUCGUGACUUCCCAGCAGUACAGAACUGGUAA